Messenger RNA from Mus musculus (house mouse), 4407 nucleotides. RefSeq names its product predicted gene, 17330. NCBI's taxonomy places the organism in Eukaryota, Metazoa, Chordata, Mammalia, Rodentia, Muridae. The record is from RefSeq and is a predicted model, not a curated record. The transcript has 4 exons. Bases 589 to 2697 code for a protein of 702 amino acids.
UUUGGGCAAUGUUGCUAGAGGUCAUGGCGGGUGCGGGGUGGGAGCCGGGCAUCGCAGCUUACGAGAGGGCGCGCCCUCGAACCCAAGCAGGUCCGGAAGGCAGAGGUAAUGCAGCAGCCCACAGCCACUGACAGGCCCUGAGCGCAGGUAGCCCUCCUUGCUGAGGCCUCCGCUUCCUGGUGGCGCGGUAGCGGCGGGCGACCCGAUUGGCGGCCAGGCCUGCGCCCCGGCCCGCCCCGCCCCGCCCCGCCGAGCGGGCCUCCGCGCCCUCUCCAGCCGGGCCCUCCCCUUUCCGCGGGAGGCGUCCCGGACAGCGGCUUGGUGGCGCGUAGUUCCCCCUGACUGUGCGUCCCCGCAUCUGGGCUCCUUUGCAGAGGACUCGGUAGCUGCAGCUCCCGGAGCACAGCGGGCAGAGCUGCGGGCUGCGCGCGCCCCUGCUGCCACCGGGCGUCCCGCGGUGGCUCCCGCGCCCCGCGGCGACUUCCGCGCCCGCGCUCCCCUUUGUUCAAGUCCCGGAGCGGCGGCGGGGUCGGAGCCCGUGCCCUGGGCGACUGAGGCGGCCGCAGUCCGCGCCCCGGCGCCCUGGCGAUGCUGGACCAGAUCUCCGUGUCGGAAUUCGUGGCCGAGACCCUUGAAGAUUAUAAGGCGCCCACGGCCUCUUGCUUCACCACGGGCACGGCCCAGUGCCGGGACACCGUGGCGGCCAUCGAUGAGGAUGCAGUGACUUAUGAUGAUGUGCACGUGAACUUCACUGGGGAAGAGUGGAAUUUGCUGGAUCCUUCCCAGAAGAGUCUCUACAAAGAUGUGAUGCUGGAGACCUACUGGAACCUCACUGUUAUAGGCUACACUUGGGAAAACCAUCAUAUUGAAAGACAUUGUCAAAGUUCAAGAAGAAAUGAAAGGUAUGUAAGCAAUCAUAGUGGAGAGAAACUCUAUGAAUGUAAUGAACGUUCUAAAGCCUUUUCAUGUCCCAGUCAUCUGCAAUGUCAUAAAAAAAGACAAAUUGGAGAGAAAACACAUGAACAUAACCAAUGUGGUAAAGCCUUUCCAACACCCAGUCAUCUUCAAUAUCAUAAAAGAACCCAUACUGGAGAGAAACCUUAUGAAUGUCAUCAAUGUGGUCAAGCCUUUAAAAAAUGCAGUCAUCUCCAACGUCAUAAAAGAACACAUACUGGAGAGAAACCCUAUGAAUGUAAUCAACGUGGUAAAGCCUUUGGAAGACCCAGUCAUCUUCAAUAUCAUAAGAGAGCACAUACUAGAGUAAAACCCUAUGAAUGUAAUCAAUGUGGUAAAGCUUUUACAAGUCACAGUGGUUUCCAAUAUCAUAAAAGAACACAUACUGGAGAGAAACCCUAUGAAUGUAAUCAGUGUGGUAAAGCUUUUGCAUGUCACAGUUAUCUUCAAUGUCAUAAAAGAAUACAUACUGGAGAGAAACCCUAUGAAUGUAAUCAAUGUGGUAAAGCCUUUGCACAACUCAAUAAUCUCCUAUGUCAUAAAAGAACACAUACUGGAGAGAAACCCUAUGAAUGUAAUCAAUGUGGGAAAGCCUUUGUACUACUCAGUAGCUUCCAAUUUCAUAAAAGAACACAUACUGGAGAGAAACCCUAUGAAUGUAAUCAGUGUGGUAAAGCCUUUGCAAGUCACAGUUAUCUCCAACGUCAUAAAAGAACACAUACUGGAGAGAAACCCUAUGAAUGUAAUCAAUGUGGUAAAGCUUUUACAAGUCACAGUGGUCUUCAAUAUCAUAAAAGAUCACAUACUGGAGAGAAACCCUAUCAAUGUAAUCAAUGUGGGAAAGCCUUUGCAGAUCACAGUAUUCUCCAGUAUCAUAAAAGAACACAUACUGGAGAGAAACCCUAUGAAUGUAAUCAAUGUGGUAAAGCCUUUGCACAACUCACUAAUCUCCAAUAUCAUAAAAGAACACAUACUGGAGAGAAACCCUAUGAAUGUAUUCAAUGUGGUAAAGCCUUUGCAAGACCCAGUCUUCUCCAAUUUCAUAACAGAACACAUACUGGAGAGAAACCCUAUGAAUGUAAUCAAUGUGGUAAAGCCUUUGCACUACUCUUUAGUUUCCAAUGUCAUAAAAGAAUACAUACUGGAGAGAAACCCUAUGAAUGUAUUCAUUGUGGUAAGGCCUUUGCAAGACCCAGUCUUCUCCAGUUUCAUAAAAGAACACAUACUGGAGAGAAACCCUAUGAAUGUAUUCAAUGUGGUAAAGCCUUUGCAAGACCCAGUCAUCUCCAACAUCAUAAAAGAACACAUACUGGAGAGAAACCCUAUGAAUGUAAUCAAUGUGGUAAAGCCUUUACAAGUCACAAUGGUCUCCAAUGUCAUAAAAGAACACAUACUGGAGAGAAACCCUAUGAAUGUAAUCAAUGUGGUAAAGCCUUUGCACGUCACAGUAAUCUCCAACAUCAUAAAAGAACACAUACUGGAGAGAAACCCUAUGAAUGUAAUCAAUGUGGGAAAGCCUUUGCACAACUCAGUAGUUUCCAACGUCAUAAAAGAACACAUACUGGAGAGAAACCCUAUGAAUGUAAUCAGUGUGGUAAAGCCUUUGCACGUCACAGUUAUCUCCAAUGUCAUAAAAGAACACAUACUGGAGAGAAACCCUAUGAAUGUAAUCAAUGUGGUAAAGUCUUUUCACAACACAGUCAUCUCCAAUGUCAUAAAAGAACACAUACUUUCCCGAUAUAGCUGUCUCCUGUGAGGCUAUUCCAGUGCUGAGCAAAUACAUAAGUGGAUGCUCACAGUCAUCUGUUAGAUGGAACACAGGGCUCUCAAUGGAGGAGCCUGAGAAAGUACCCAAGGAGCUGAAGGGGUCUACAACCUUAUAGGUGGAACAACAAUAUAAACUAACCAGUAAUCCCCAGAGCUCAUGUCUCUAGCUGUAAAUCUAGUAGAAGAUGGCCUAGUCUGCCAUCAUUGGGAAGAGAGGCCCCUUGGCCUUGCAAACUUUAUAAGCCCCAAUACAGGGGAACUCCAAGGCCCAGAAGUGGGAGUGGGUGGGUAGGGGAGCAGUGCGGGGGGGGGAGUGUAUAGGGGAACUGUCUGAAUAGCUUUUUAAAUGUAAAUGAAGAAAAUAUCUAAUAAAAAUUGAAAUAUAAAAAAAACAUACUGGAGAGAAAUAUAUGAAUGUAAUCAAUGUGGUAAAGCCUUUUCACAAUUCAGUAGUCUCCAAUGUUAUAAAAGUACACAUACUGGAGAGAAACCCUAUGAAUGUAAUCAAUGUGGUAAAGCUUUUGCAGGUCACAAUCAUCUCCAAUAUCAUAAAAGAAUCCAUAAUGGAGAGAAACCUUAGAAAUAUAAUCAAUGUUAUAAAAGCCUUUUCACAAAGUUAUUGUCUCUAUAAUCAUAAAAGAACCCAUAUUCGAUAGAAACCUUAUGAAUGUAGUCAAUGUGCUAAAGCCUGUGCAUAUCCCACUCCUCUUCAAAAUGUUAAAGAUUCCACACUGGAAAGAAACCUCAUGAAUGUAAUCAAUGUGGUAAAGCCUUUUUGCAACUCUAUAGUCUCCAUUAUUUUUAAAGAACACAUAGAAGACAGAAACCUUUGGAAGGUAAUCGGUGUUGUAAAGCAUUUGAUGUCACGGUCAUCUAUGAUGACAUAAAAGAUCACAUACAAGUGAGAACCCAUGUGAAUGUUAUGAACGUAGUAGAACCUUUGCAUGUCAGAGUUCUUUAGGCAUACACAAGACAAAUCACACUGCAGAGAAAGUCCAAUUUAAAUGUUUGCUUUUCUGAGAGUUGGUUUGGUCAUGAGAUCUGUUCCUAGCCAUUGAAAGGCUGAGGGAGAAACCCUCUGAGUAUAUUUAGUAUGGUAAAGCCUUUGCACAAUUUUGUAGUCAUUUUCAUCAUGGAAGAAAUUGAACUGGGUAGAAACAUUGUGAAUAUAUUUAGUAUGGUGAAGCUUUUUCAUUGAACUUCUUUUUAUGUAUAUUUUUCUUUUUAUGAGAAUAUUCAUACUGGAGACAGAUGCUAUGAAUAUCAGCAAUGUGGUAAAGCUUUUAAGUUGUUGGGUCCAGUCAGGUUCAACACAACUCACACUCCAGGACAAUGCAAAUGAUAAGAAUUUAUUGGGCUGGGUGGUGUUGGUGCACUCCUUUAAUCCUAGCACUCUGGAGGUGGAUGCAGGCAGAUUUCUGAGUUCGAGUCCCAACUAGUCUAGAGUGCGUUCCAGGACAGCCAGGGCUCCACAGAGAAACCCUGUCUCAGAAAAAAAAAUUAUUGGAAACAUACUCAGAAGUUUAUCUUCAAAACCCCACCGCCCACACCCAACCUGAGACAGAAAGUUGUAUAAUUUUCAAACACAAAAGCCUCAAAGUCCUAGGCCAAUUUACAGCUACAUUUUCUCCCAAAUCAAAACUUAUUUUUAUUGAAUGAGUCAAUAAAUGUUGAUUGCUAACUCUU